Amphibalanus amphitrite is the source of this 627-nucleotide messenger RNA. RefSeq lists its product as uncharacterized. The record is from RefSeq and is a predicted model, not a curated record. NCBI's taxonomy places the organism in Eukaryota, Metazoa, Arthropoda, Thecostraca, Balanomorpha, Balanidae. The transcript is spliced from 3 exons. Bases 9 to 452 code for a protein of 147 amino acids.
CCGGCGAGAUGGACCGUGGCGGCUCGGCCGCGCUGCUGCAGACGGUCGCCCUGCUGCUGGUCCUCACAGGUGGCGCCCGUGCCGCCGCCGCUGUGACGUCCGAGGCCGGCCUGUCCUGCUACCAGUGUAAUGUGACCGAAAACAGCCAAUGUGGCCCGCCACAGCCCUGUCCCACCGAUCAGGCUUACGACCGAUGUAGCACCACCCUACAAAAACAAGAUGACGGCCCUAUGCGGAUCAUCAAGGGCUGCACUCUGGGCCGAUGUUUCCUCGACAGUGGCGCCACCACGGCGCUGGGACUCGACCGCUGCGACACCUCUCGUCCAAAGUUCGACUGCUUCUUUUGCUGCACAGGCGACGCGUGUAAUGUCUCAUCGGCGCCCAGAGUCGACAUCGCCGCUGCCAAGCUCAUAGCUGUCGUUUUGGUGACUUCAUUGUUGACGUUACUGUGAUGUUACGAUGUUGACGCACCAAGAAAAGCCACAAAGGUCGCGAUGGCAUUAUGUCACUUAUGUUAUCUGCCAAUCACAUUUCGGCGUGCAGUGACUGAUACCUAUUGAUAUUUGUAUUGGGCUGACAUGCAGCACAUGAUCUCUUAGCUCAAUAAAGCGUCUUUUUAUGUGCUUA